Nanorana parkeri is the source of this 1741-nucleotide messenger RNA. RefSeq names its product A disintegrin and metalloproteinase with thrombospondin motifs 5-like. Bases 1 to 1449 code for a protein of 482 amino acids. Gene Ontology annotation, cellular component: extracellular matrix. The record is from RefSeq and is a predicted model, not a curated record. The transcript has 6 exons. Gene Ontology annotation, molecular function: metalloendopeptidase activity. Gene Ontology annotation, biological process: extracellular matrix organization. NCBI's taxonomy places the organism in Eukaryota, Metazoa, Chordata, Amphibia, Anura, Dicroglossidae.
AUGGUCCUAAAGAAGAACUCCGGAAGUUUAAACAACGUACCCUUGCAAUGUGGCUACCGCUUCACUGCAAGGGGAAACUGUCUGCUAGACCAACCGAGAAAUCAGAUUCUGGGACCAGAGGAGCUUCCCGGACAGAGUUAUGAUGCUGUCCGUCAAUGCAAACUUGCCUUUGGGCCAACAUAUACUGUGUGUCCUGGGAUGGAUGUCUGCUCACGUCUAUGGUGUGCGGUUGUUCGUCAAGGUCAGAUGGUUUGUUUAACCAAGAAGCUGCCUGCAGUAGAGGGAACACCUUGUGGAAAAGGACGCAUAUGUCUGAAUGGGAAGUGUGUGGAUAAAACCAAGAAGAAGUACUACUCGAUUUCCAGUCAUGGAAACUGGGGGUCUUGGGGACCAUGGGGUCAGUGUUCUCGCACAUGUGGAGGAGGAGUUCAGUUUGCCUAUCGUCACUGUAAUGACCCUGCCCCAAGAAACAGUGGAAGAUACUGCACAGGGAAGCGUGCAAUCAACCGAUCGUGCAAUGUUAUCCCAUGUCCAUCUAAUGCUAAAUCAUUUCGGCAGCAGCAGUGUGAAGCCAGGAACGGUUAUCAGACUGAUGCGAAAGGUGUGAAAACAUAUGUUGAGUGGGUUCCUAAGUACGCAGGAAUACAGCCGGGAGAUGUUUGCAAGCUCAUAUGUCAAGCCAAAGGAACUGGAUAUUAUGUUGUCUUUUCUCAAAAGGUGACCGAUGGCACUGAAUGUAGGCCCUACAGCCAUUCUGUCUGUGUUAAAGGAAAAUGUGUGCGCACGGGAUGCGAUGGAAUAAUAGGGUCCAAGCUGCAGUUUGACAAAUGCGGAGUAUGUGGAGGAGACAAUUCCAGCUGUACUAAAGUAAUGGGCACCUUCACAACCAAGAGCAAAGGUUACACGGAUAUUGUAAAAAUUCCAGAGGGAGCUACCCAUAUCAAAGUGAAGCAAUACAAGGCCAAAGAUCAGACCAAGUUUACAGCUUACAUGGCAUUAAAAAAGAAGACAGGAGAGUAUGUCAUCAAUGGGAAAUACAUGAUCUCUACUUCUGAGACUGUCAUCGAAACAAAUGGGUUUGCCAUGAACUAUAGCGGUUGGAGCCAUGCCGAAGAUUCCUUCCAUAGUAUGGGCCAUUCAGCCACCAAGGAGGUGCUCAUCGUACAGAUUCUAGCAACUGAUAUGGCUAAACCUUUAGAUGUACGCUAUAGUUUCUUUGUACCGGCCAAACAAAGUACCACCACAAACACCAUAAACAAUAAUGUUGUUCCCCAGAGUAAUCAGCCACAGUGGGUGACCGGCCCGUGGCUUUCCUGCUCUAGAACAUGUGACACGGGCUGGCACACCAGAACUGUCCAGUGCCAAGAUGGACAAGGGAAGUUGGCAAAGGGAUGUCUACUUUCUCAAAGACCAUCGGCAUUUAAGCAGUGCUUACUCAAGAAGUGUUAACCAAAGGAUAAACGUUGUCUUCAACGACACAGUUCUAACAACUGUGUAUAAGUAGAUCUAGCAAGACAGAUGUUAAGGUUUAGUUAAGGUUUUGUAUGAGCUCAAACAACGUAAGGGCUCUACAGAAUACGGGCCUCAAAGGGAGAUACCCUUUAAGACAAUAUAUUCGGGCUGUCCAGCAGACCUCGAACGUCAGCGUAGAACAUCAUGCGGAACCUCAGCAAGUAGGUGAUGGUAUGGAAACAGGUUUUGUUCAUGUCACAUCGACAUCACCUACCUCUCGAGAAGAAAG